AUGACCCCAACACCCCCUUCUACAAAUUCCUCGAGUGCUGGCCACUCUCCAGAUUACAGAGUUGUCCGGAAACGAAACCGAGUACCUUUGUCAUGUGGGCCUUGUCGACACAGAAAGCUGAAAUGCAAUCGUACGAAUCCUUGCGAAAACUGUGUCAAACGAGGAGAUGCUGCUUCAUGUAACUACGCGCAACCCAACUCGCGCAAGAAGAACUCGUCCCAGCAGUCAUCCACUACACCGGAUGAUAUGCAAAACCGCAUCGAUCGGUUAGAAGGCUUAGUUCUUUCGUUGAUGACAAAUGGCUCUCAGUCUGCGGGUCCAUCUGCUGCCAUGGCGGCGAUCUCCGGGGAAAAUAGUGUGGGCUCGACUCGGUUCUCCCAUGAUCUCGAUAUCGAAGAGGAGGGCGCCGAAGAGAGCGACACGGACCAGGUGACGAAGUCGUUUGGUAUUAUGAAGAUGGAUAAUAACAAGUCUUAUUACAUCAGUGAUGCUCAUUGGGCGUCUGUAUUAAACGAUAUCUCCGAGGUGCGAAGUUUCUUCACAACGCACAAGAAGCAACUUGAUGAGCAAUUUGAAAAAGUCAAAGCGGCCCGACCAUCUACUGAUUCAUCAGGCUCGACUUUGUUGUUUGGUAUCAAUAAGCCGAUGAGCCGUAGCGAGAUCAUGACUGGCUUGCCGUCUAAGUAUACAACUGACAUUCUUAUUGCUCGCUAUUUCAAUUGCUAUGACCCUGCAACCCAUGUUCUCCAUGGACCCACAUUCCAAGCACAGUAUAACAAACAUUGGGAUGAUCCUGCCGCGACCGAACUAGUCUGGAUUGCCAUGCUCUUUGCAAUGAUGAGGCUGGCAAUGCUAUCUUACCACCGCGAAGGCGAUGAGCCACCUGAAUUCCGGGGCAAGUCCAUGGACAUGGCUGGGGGAUUCCGGAAUUCUGUAGCACAGUGCUUGACAUUGGCUGACUACACGAAACCCCACCCGUUCUUGAUUGAAGCGCUCGUGUUUCAUUUGCAUGGCGAUUUCUCCCAGACCCGAGAGGCGGAUAUUUCGAUCUGGGUCAUGACCGGCGUUGUUGUUCGCCUAGCAAUGCGAUCAGGAUAUCACCGUGACUCCAAAAUGUUCCCAAAUAUCACACCUUUCCAGGGUGAGAUGCGACGGCGAGUGUGGACCUUUGUGCGCCAAGCCGACCUUCUGUUCUCGUACCAGGUCGGGUUGCCGGGGAUGAUCCGGAGUACAGAUAGCGAUACUGAGCUACCACGGAAUUUGUACGAUGAUGAUUUCGAUGAAGACUGCAAGGAGCUCCCGCCGCCACGUCAAUUGAAUGAGCCAACCCCAAUCUCAUAUAUGAUUGCUAAGGCGCGCCUGUCAUAUGCAUUCGGACGUGUGGUUGAACAAAGCUCUGCUGUAUCGGCGGCCCCAUACGAAAAAGUGAUGGAAGCCGACGCGGAACUCCGACAGGCAAGGGACAUGAUCCCCGAGCACUUGCAUAUUCGGCCUAUGGAGGAGUGCCAGUUGGAUCCUAUUAGUGUUAUCAUGUCGCGAUUUUUCGUAAUGGCCUUAUACAACAAAGCUCAGUGUGUGCUUCAUCGCCCAUAUCUGGUUCGCGCCCGAGAAAAUCCUCGUUUCACCUAUUCUCGAAGGACAUGUAUCGACUCAGCAAUGGAGUUAUUGCAAGUCCAGGCGCUCCUGCACGCGGAAACUCACAGCGGGCGCCUCCGUGGUCGUCAGAGCCGAAUAAGUUCCCUCAGUUCAGCCGACUUCUUACUGGCAGCCACCAUUGUUAGUCUCGACCUAUACCACGGCCUAUCAUUGCAGGUGACCGGCCGGCCAUCGGGAGACACAUACACAUGGGGCCGAGAGCGGCGCGAUGAAAUGAUCGCCGCGAUCCAACUCUCGAAAGAUAUUUGGGAUGAGUCGCGUGAUGAGAGCAUGGAAGCAUGGAAGGCGUCUAGCCUUCUCGGUGUGAUGCUCAGCAAGCUGCACAUGUCGGUCCCAGGCCUUGAAAAUAGCGCCGGAGCUUCAUUUGAGCCACAAGACGAGAAGCAGAACGCGGCCAUGACCCUCGGCCUGUUGAGCAGCGGAAUGAGCCCGAUGAACCCGGGCCCUCCGCCCUUUGCUGACCCUAUGUUCAAGAUGGGAGAUACACCAAUGGGAACAGGAAUAGGUGGCGUGGGCGCUUCGGCCGAAAUGCCGGGUGUACUUUCGCCCUUUAGUAGCAUGUUCGGGCAAAUGCCGGACACGCAAGUUAAUCUGGAUUGGGAUGCUUGGGACACAUACAUUCAAAACCCAGCCCUCGACACAACAAAUCAAUUCUGGCCUAUGAUUGAUGCACAGCGCCAAGCAACCCCACAGUCUGGAGGCAUGUCACAGCCUUCAGUGUCUAGUCCUCUAGCCUCAGGGCGGGUACCAUCAGUUAGUGGUAUUCCUCGGCCGACGUUAUACUCAGUAUCCUCCAACAGUCCCGAUAGUGGAGUUGUGCCAGUAACAGGAUACGGCAUGGCGCCCAUGCCUCAACAAAACGAUAGUCGGGGCCAAGAUCAACGCAUCCUGUGUUAUUUUAAUUCAAAAUGUGAGCUAUUACUGAAUACAGAGUCCGAGUCCGAGAAUGUACACAUUAUGCAUUGCUUCCGCCGGGCCGUUUCUCGGCUUCAAUUGUCCCCAGCUGCUUCACGCUCAUCAAUCAGCAGCGCAGUGUUGCGUUCAACAUGCUCCACUCCGAUUCUCGCCGCUCGGUUCGCCUACCCAACCCUCACACAGACACGGUUAAACUCGACCGAUGAAGGCCGUUCACGGAUUCCGAUUAGGUAUAUCUCGACUGUCAAACCGGAGCCAUCCACGCCGGGCCAAGUCCGUGUGCCCAAAGAAGAACGCCGACGUGAGUAUUUGAGCGAGGGCCCUGUACCGAAGACCACCGUGUACGUCGGCAACCUCUUCUUCGACGUGACCGCGGAGGACUUGCGCAAGCAUUUCGAGAAAUUCGGUGCCGUGGAGAAUGCACUGAUCGUGCACGAUGUCCGCGGGCUGAGCAAAGGUUUCGGCUACGUUACCUUCAGCACCAUCGAGGAAGCCACGCAAGCAAUCACGCAACAGCACGGAGGUAUCCUGGAAGGCCGCGAGGUGGUGGUGCAGUUCUCCAACACGACGUACAGAUCCAUGGCCGAAUCCAAGCCUACCAGGACCCUCUACAUCGGCAACGUUCCCUACGAAUUGACCGACCAGGAUCUGCAGGAUAUGUUCGAGGAUAUUCCCGGUGUCACUGAUGUCCGUAUCCCCAUCGACCGUCGCACUGGCUUGCCCCGUGGAUUCGGACACAUUGACUUUGCCGAUCAGGCCAGCGCUUCUCACGCUAAGGAGGUUCUCUCCCGCAAGGCGCCUUACGGCCGCAAGCUGACUGUCAGCUUUGCUAAGCGCAAGGUCUUGAGUCCUGAGGAGCACCAGCGUAACCAGGAGAAGAGGCUGCAGAAUAAGAAGAACUCCCUCAAGCAACACUUGGAUGCUCAGACCAAUAUCGAGUCAGUCUCGGGUAUGAGAAAUCGGAAAGUGCGCGGAGUGAAGGAGGUUGCGGAAGUUACUGAGAUCAAGGAGACUGAGCCGGUAACCGAGCAGGUAACUGAACAGGUGACUGAACAGGUAACUGAGCAGGUAACCGAGCAGACCGAGACCGAGAAGAAGCAAUAG
This is a messenger RNA of Penicillium psychrosexuale, 3675 nucleotides long. Its product is annotated as transcriptional regulator family TF. Gene Ontology annotation, cellular component: nucleus. Lineage: Eukaryota; Fungi; Ascomycota; Eurotiomycetes; Eurotiales; Aspergillaceae. Gene Ontology annotation, biological process: DNA-templated transcription; regulation of transcription by RNA polymerase II. The record is from RefSeq and is a predicted model, not a curated record. Bases 1 to 3675 code for a protein of 1224 amino acids. The transcript is spliced from 10 exons. Gene Ontology annotation, molecular function: zinc ion binding; RNA polymerase II cis-regulatory region sequence-specific DNA binding; DNA-binding transcription activator activity, RNA polymerase II-specific.